GUCAGCAGGUGGCGGUAAUGCACUUACACGUGUACGAUCUACCGAAAACAAGAGCACGACGUCACCACUAGCGUCAUCAGUCAGCGUUGGGUCUCCUGAGCGCUAUAUGUGCGUCUUUUCUGGCGUCUGCUGAUGGAAAUAAACAUUCAGCCUAGCAGACAACAACAAUCAAUUCACCUACAGUUCAGUGUUUUCAAAGCGGGUUACCAAUAAAUGCUGGAAUGUUCCCAAUUGCCUGAAAGUGAAGAAGAUAAAGUUUGUAAGAGAAAAUUAAAAACAUGAAUGAUCCAGAGCCCUGUGGAAUAAAACAGGAAGAUAUUGAACAACAAAUAGACCUGAUGGAAGAGAACCGGGAGAUUGAAGAACUUGUUGAAGUGAGGAGGAAACAUCAGAUCAAAACUGAAGAUUCCUUAUUGAAAAAUGACAAUAUAUGUUUCACUUGCUCUCACUGUGGAAAGAGUUUCUCAUGCAAGCAAGAUCUUGGCCUUGAUGUAAUAUCUCUUUGUAGAAAUAAGCCAUAUGCAUGUGAUAAGUGCGAGAAGAUUUUCAGAAUAAAAGGAAACCUUGUUGAACACAUGAACAUUCACACUGAAGAGAAGCCACACACAUGUGAUCGAUGUGGGAAGAGUUUCCCACAAAAACAAAACCUUGAUGAACAUAAGAAAAUCCACACUCUGGCAAGGCCGUACGAAUGUGAUCAAUGUGGGAGGAGUUUCCCAUAUAAAGGAAAUCUGGAUAAACACAUGAGGAUCCACACUGGAGAAAAGCCACACACAUGUGAUCAAUGUGGGAAGAGUUUUGUGCAUAAACGAAACCUUGAUGAACAUAAGAAAAUCCACACUCUGGCAAGGCCGUACGAAUGUGAUCAAUGUGGGAAGAGUUUCCCAUAUAAAGGAAACCUGGAUAAACACUCGAGGAUCCACACUGGAGAGAAGCCACACACCUGUGAUCAAUGUGGGAAGAGUUUCACGCAAAAAGGAACCCUUAAUGAUCACAUGAAGAUCCACACUGGAGAAAAGCCGCACAAAUGUGAUCAAUGUGGGAAGAGUUUCGCGCAAAAAGGAAACCUAAAAGUACACAUGAAAAUCCACACUGGAGAAAAGCCAUACAUAUGCGAUCAGUGCGGGAAGAGUUUCACACACAAAGGAAACCUUAACGUACACAAGAAAAUCCACACUGGAGAGAAACCAUAUGCAUGUGAUCAAUGUGGAAAGUGUUUCAUAGAAAAAGUGCCUUUAAAUGAUCACAUGAAAAUCCACAGUGGAGAAAAGCCACACGCAUGUGAUCAGUGCGGGAAGAAAUUCACACAAGGAAAAAACCUUAACAUACACAUUAAAAAUGUUCACACUGGGGAGAGGCUAUUCACAUGUGAUCAGUGUGGGAAGAGAUUCACACUUAAAGCUAAUCUUAAAGCACACAUGAAGAUCCACACUGGAGAGAAGCCACAUGCGUGUGAUCAGUGCGGGAAGUGUUUCAUACAUAAAACGAGCCUUAACGAACAUAUGACAAUUCACACAGGAGAGAAACCGCAUACAUGUGAUCAAUGUGGUAAGAGUUAUACACAAAAAGGGGCCCUUAAAGAACACAUAAAAAUCCAUACUGGAGAAAAGCCACACACAUGUGAUCAGUGUGGGAAGAGUUUCCGAAAAUCAUCUGUUUAUAAAGUACAUCUGCUUACUCAUUCUAGAGAAAGGUUAUAUAGCUGUGAUCAAUGCGAUAAAAAGUUUUUUAGGCCAGAUUUUCUGAAGGAUCACCUUAAAGUUCAUACAAAGGAGAAGCCUUACGUAUGUUCUUUGUGUGGAAAGAGUUUUAGUCAGAUGGGUACUUUAAAAGUACACCAGAAAAGACACAGUGGUGUGAAGGAUCAUGUUUGCUCUGAAUGUGGUAAGGCUUUUUUUACGGAUGGUGCACUGAAAGUGCACAGGGCAGUUCACACUGGAGAAAAACCUUACAAGUGUUCACACUGUGACAAGAGCUUCAAACGCUCUGAAUAUCUGAGAAUACAUGAAAGGAUCCACACUGGAGAGAAGCCGUAUCACUGCCAUUCAUGUGGGAAGAGUUUUGCUCAUUGUUCUGCUUUAACCAGUCAUAAAAAAAAAUGCAUGUCUGAAAUUAGUAGUAGUUCAAGUUCUGAUCUGUAAGACUGCAUAAAACAAUUAUGUUGAUACCCGAUUAAUCAAAGACUAUUAGAACAAUUAAUGAACUGAUUGUUGAUUUUCAGAUUAAUAUUUUUGUAUGAAUCAUUUUAUUGUUCUAAUACCGCCCCUCCAUACAGGCCAUAUCCCACCUGAACAACACAUAACACACUUCCGUACUGGCCAUCUAUACAGAGCACAUAUGCACAUUCACAGUUCUGUCAAUGGACGUUUUGCCUUUAUUUUGCCAAUAAAGCUCUUUCUGAUUCUGA
This is a messenger RNA of Labeo rohita (rohu), 2407 nucleotides long. Its product is annotated as gastrula zinc finger protein XlCGF57.1-like. Gene Ontology annotation, molecular function: chromatin insulator sequence binding. Bases 279 to 2141 code for a protein of 620 amino acids. The record is from RefSeq and is a predicted model, not a curated record. Gene Ontology annotation, cellular component: chromosome. Gene Ontology annotation, biological process: regulation of transcription by RNA polymerase II. Lineage: Eukaryota; Metazoa; Chordata; Actinopteri; Cypriniformes; Cyprinidae. The transcript has 4 exons.